UGCUUUUCGGAUUCCCAAGAAUUAAACCACUCAAGUCAAAUCAAGAACAAACUAAUCUCGCUAUGUCGAUUAGGUACCUGCUGAGUUCUAGGGUUUGUUCUGUUUUUCUCGUCUGCUCCGUCUUCCUCAGCUGCUUUCCAGGAUUGGUUAUAUCGGGGGCUGUUACACUGAAAUCCAUGGAGAUUUUCAAAACCCACGAGUGGCUCCACGAAAAACCAACGGUUUAUUUCAGGUGUCAAGGGGAGAACAAGACGGUACUGCCAGAUGUGAAGGAAGUGCGUGUCUUGUAUAAUUUCAAGGGUGAAGAGUCUUGGCAGCCUCUGACAGAUUUUCCAAUUAAAAAGUGCAAGCGAUGUGGGUUUUACGAGGAGGAUAACUUAAGCUCAGAUGACAUAUUUGAAGAGUGGGAAUUUUGUCCUAGUGACUUCAGUAUUCCUGAUGGGAAAUAUGUCCGAAUCAAGGACAAGGAAUUUAAUGCUACUUUUUUGUGUCCGGAGUGCCUUCCUUUUGCAAAUGCUUCCAAUUCUGCAUCUGACUCGCAUGAGGGAGGAAAGGGAAUGCAUGUUGCUGUAAUCAUAUUGAUCUGUGUUGUGGUCUCAACUGUAUCUAUUCUCGGAGUAGUGGCUGCAUAUAAAUACUGGCAAAAGAAGAAGAGGGAACAAGAUCAGGCUCGGUUUCUGAAGUUGUUUGAAGACGGGGACGACAUUGAGGAUGAAUUGGGCCUUGGCACUGUAAUAUGAUAAAUAAUAUAACUUGGCUACCACUUGUACAGCGCGUUGAUCUUACAUCAAUUUUGCAUAUUGAAAGGAAAAACAAAAAUUGUGGACUUCGUGCCAGUCUUACAGUUCAAAUGAGAAAAAAAAAAAAAGAGAGUUUAUUCUUAAGUGAGAGAUGUAUCCCAUUGUAAAAAUAAUCAGCAAUCUCCCUUCCACGGAUUUACAUGCUUUUGCUCUCUAGUUUUCUACUCACCAUGUGUUUUUUUGAUUUUCCCGAAACAGGCAAGGCCAGUAGCCGAAGAUACUUUCAAAGAGUCUCAUCUCAUCCAGAUUGUAACCAUACUGUAUUCUGGGCUCUUGCCUACAGAAAUCAUGGAACUCUUCCUCUUCUCCAUAUGCAUCCCAAGGACAAUAAUCACAAACGGACCGGUUUUCUCCAUCUUCAUGAUAACUGAAAUAAGUGUGAUGCUGUUCUUCACCAUGAGAGAAGUCUUCCAUCUUCCCCAAACUACUGCCACAUCCAAUGUCCUGAGUAUCAUCCUCGAGGGAGAAAAAAUUCUCUCCCAGACAGUCGCUAAAGCGACUCGGCCAAUUCCAAUUGCCGUUGUAAGCCAGCUGCUCUUCCUCAUAAACCUCCUCAGUUGGUUCAUUCUCUUCCCAGGGUCUGCUUGCAAAAUCAACCUCGUCCAUCCCAUAUAGUGAAGACAUGAGAUCACAAAUUCCCUCUUGGAAAGGAUCAUUGGGGUCGAAAACAGGACAGCGAUAGAGAUCUUCAUAAUUGCCAGGAGUACCAGGGCUGCCACCAAACAGAGCACGUCGAUAUUCGGCAAGUUCUUGGUCGUACGUGUCCGUCAUUGCAAAUGUAUCUUCUUUCCAACUCUUUCUUCAAACUCAGUUAUACACUCUCCUUUUGCAACUUAAGCAUUCCCCUUCA
Molecule: messenger RNA, 1650 nt
Organism: Alnus glutinosa
Lineage: Eukaryota; Viridiplantae; Streptophyta; Magnoliopsida; Fagales; Betulaceae
Exons: 4
Coding region: 63-740 (225 amino acids)
Source: RefSeq, a predicted model, not a curated record